GAAGUUAAGUCUAUGUAACAAUUUUACGUUGAAUUAUCUGUAGAAGAAAGUUGUAUGGAAUUUUUGUUUUUUGUAUUGUUUUUCACUUGACCAUGUCGUCAUCUUUUUGCGACCGCUCUUGUUCCUUUCCAGGAAGUUAAAUUGAAAGGAGAGUGUUACUGCUAAGAAGAACGGGACACGAUGUCGGGAAGUUUUUAUUUCGUCAUGGUUGGUCAUCAUGACAAUCCUGUGUUUGAGAUGGAGUUUCUGCCAGCUGGGAAGCCUGAAUCAAAGGAUGACCACCGCCACCUGAACCAGUUUAUUGCACAUGCAGCACUGGAUUUGGUGGAUGAAAACAUGUGGCUGUCCAACAAUAUGUAUCUGAAGACUGUGGACAAGUUCAACGAGUGGUUUGUGUCUGCCUUUGUCACUGCAGGUCAUACAAGAUUCCUCAUGCUGCAUGAUGUGCGACAAGAAGAUGGCAUCAAAAACUUCUUCAAUGAUGUUUAUGAUUUAUACAUAAAGGCAAGUUUUCUUCCAAGAUUUGAUAACUUUGUAUGUGGUAACAUACGGAGUAAUUUUUUUAGUCAUUGAUUGAAUCAUGUAUUCUCUUUCAGUUUGCAAUGAAUCCAUUCUAUGAAAUCAACGCACCAAUCCGCUCAACAGCUUUUGAGAGGAAAGUACAGUUUCUUGGAAAGAAACAUCUCCUGAAUUAAUCACUCAACAUGCACAAAAAUGUUGAUGCAUCGUGUCUGUCUGCUGAGUAUAUCAUUUUAUACUUGCUUGUUAUGUCUGUCUUUACUGUUUGACAAAUGUUGUAAAUAUUUACCACAUGUGAAUUUAAUAUUAAAAUUAAUCUUUCCUUUAGAUCUUAA
Labrus mixtus (cuckoo wrasse) is the source of this 854-nucleotide messenger RNA. It is a transcript of the gene trappc2, whose product is annotated as trafficking protein particle complex subunit 2. Gene Ontology annotation, cellular component: nucleus; cytoplasm; TRAPP complex. The coding region runs from base 181 to 573 and encodes 130 amino acids. The transcript has 4 exons. The record is from RefSeq and is a predicted model, not a curated record. NCBI's taxonomy places the organism in Eukaryota, Metazoa, Chordata, Actinopteri, Labriformes, Labridae. Gene Ontology annotation, biological process: endoplasmic reticulum to Golgi vesicle-mediated transport.